Messenger RNA from Clarias gariepinus (North African catfish), 4768 nucleotides. It is a transcript of the gene pde5ab, whose product is annotated as phosphodiesterase 5A, cGMP-specific, b. Bases 155 to 2743 code for a protein of 862 amino acids. The record is from RefSeq and is a predicted model, not a curated record. Gene Ontology annotation, biological process: signal transduction. Gene Ontology annotation, molecular function: 3',5'-cyclic-GMP phosphodiesterase activity; protein binding. Lineage: Eukaryota; Metazoa; Chordata; Actinopteri; Siluriformes; Clariidae. The transcript has 21 exons.
GCUGCGUAAGCGCGCGCGAUGUCGUCAAGUGCCAACGGUCACUCUGUGGGUUUUUAGCCUCUUUAGCUUCCCCUGCUCGCAGUCACACCCAGUGUGUAACCGAAGCGGAAAGAUGUUGUGUCCAUGCUGCUGAGCGGCUGAUUUUUGGUUCGACAUGGAGGGUUUACCUCCUGACAGCGACAGGAUGGAGGCUUGGCUCGACGACCACCUGGACUUCGCUCACUCGUACUUCGUGCGAAAAGCGACCCGGGAAAUGGUCAAUGCUUGGUUCGCUGAGCGUGUGCACUCCAUCCAGCCAUCCCGUGAAGUGUCCAAAACACAUACAGACGGCUCGAAAAACCUUCUGGAGCCAAGUGCCCUGACGGCUUCAGGCUCCACAGAGACGUCUUCUCCCAGUCCGGUUCCUUCUACACCCACACGCAAGAUUUCUGCGUCUGAGUUUGAUCGGCCGUUACGGCCUAUCGUAGUGAAGGACGCAGAGGGCUCGCUCACCUUCCUUAGCGACGCUGAACGAGUGCCCAUGCCACCUCCAUCUCCUUCGCACAAAUUGGAGCAGACAGGAGGGGACCGGUGCGCCCGUCUUCUUGAGCUUGUGCGUGAUGUGUCCAGCCAUUUAGACCUGACAACACUCUGCCACCGCAUCUUUUUACACACACAUGAGUUAAUCGCUGCUGACCGAUACUCGCUGUUCUUGGUGUGUGAGGAUAGCUCCAAUCAAAAGUUCCUGGUUAGCCGGCUGUUUGAUGUUGCUGAAGGCUCCACACUCGAGGAAGCAUCCAACAGUGGCAUCCGCCUGGAGUGGAACAAAGGCAUUGUGGGAUAUGUGGCAGCCACAGGCCAGCCGCUGAACAUUAAGAAUGCCUAUGAGGAUCCUCGAUUCAAUGCCGAGGUGGACCAGAUCACAGGCUACAAGACCCAGAGCAUCCUGUGUAUGCCCAUAAAAAAUCACAGAGAUGAGGUUGUUGGUGUGGCACAAGCCAUCAAUAAGAGGUGUGGAGAGAACAGCACCUUCACAGAGCAAGAUGAGAAGGAUUUUUCCUCCUACUUGGCUUUCUCUGGGAUUGUUCUACACAACGCACAACUCUAUGAGACAUCACAGCUUGAAAACAGGAGGAACCAGGUGUUGUUAGAUCUUGCCAGUCUUAUUUUUGAAGAACAGCAUUCUUUGGAAGUCCUGCUGAGGAAGAUCGCAGCUACCGUCCUGUCUUUCAUGCAGGCUCAGGAAUGCACUAUAUUCAUUUCUGAUGAAACAUCUAAUGCCUUCUCCAGUGUGUUCCAUAUGGAGUAUGAAGAGCUGGCUGGAUCUGUGGAUUACCCUAACAGAGACAGUGACGUAAGUAAGAUCAACUACAUGUAUGCUCAGUAUGUGAAGAACACCAUGGAGCCGCUGAACAUUCCUGAUGUUGCAAACUUGAUGUCUGAUCAGCAGUUUCCUUGGACAAGUGAGAACCCAGACUCCCCAACCUACCACGUAAAGAGUUUGUUGUGCACACCAAUAAGAAAUGGAAAGAAGGAUAAAGUUAUAGGGGUUUGCCAGUUGGUUAACAAGAUGGAUGAAGCGUCAGGUGAGGUAAAGGCUUUCAAUCGGAACGAUGAGCAGUUUCUAGAGGCCUUUGCCAUCUUUUGUGGGCUCGGCAUCCAGAACACUCAGAUGUACGAGACUGUGGAGAGGGCCAUGGCCAAGCAGGAAGUCACCCUUGAGGUUCUCUCUUAUCAUGCCUCCGCUGGGGAGGAGGAGACACGGGCGCUCGAGGUAACUGCGGCAGCCACUGUUCCCUCAGCUCAGUCUCUGAGGCUACUAGACUUCAGCUUCAGUGACUUUGACCUGACCGAUGCUGAGACCACCCAAGCUACUAUCCGCAUGUUUGUGGACCUCAAGCUUGUGCAGAACUUUCAGAUGAAGUACAAGAGCCUGUGCCAAUGGAUCCUAAGUGUGAAGAAGAACUACAGAAAGAACGUGGCCUACCAUAACUGGCGGCACGCCUUCAACACGUCUCAGUGCAUGUUUGCCAUACUUAAAUCAGGCAGGUUACAGAACAAUCUAAAUGAUAUGGAGAUAUUGGCCCUGAUGAUUGCGACUCUGUGUCAUGAUUUGGACCAUAGAGGUGUCAACAACUCAUAUAUUAAGAGGAGUGACCACCCUCUAGCCCAGCUCUACUGCCACUCCAUUAUGGAGCAUCACCACUUUGACCAGUGCCUCAUGAUCCUCACCAGUCAAGGAAGUCAAAUUCUAGGCGGCCUUUCAGUGGAAGAAUAUAAGACUACACUGAAGAUGAUUGAAAAAGCUAUUUUGGCUACUGACCUCGCCCUCUACAUGAAGAAACGGACAGAGUUUUUUGAACUAGCAAAGAACAACCAGUUUUUUUGGGAGGAGGAUAAUCACAGAGACUUGCUAAGGUGUAUGCUGAUGACUGCAUGUGAUAUAUCUGCCAUUACCAAACCCUGGCCUGUACAAAAGAGGAUAGCCGAGCUCGUUGCCACAGAAUUCUUUGAGCAAGGGGACAAGGAAAGAGAAGAGCUGAACAUUGAACCUAUUGAUCUAAUGAACAGAGAGAAGCGUGAUAAGAUCCCCAGCAUGCAAGUGUCUUUCAUCGAUGCCAUUUGCACACAGUUGUAUGAGACACUGGCCAAUAUGUCAGAUUUCUGCUCCCCCCUACUGGAAGGCUGCAGGAAGAACAGGCAGAAUUGGAAGCUGCUUGCUGAACAGGCUGAGGAGGCGAGCUUAGUAAUUGGAGGACUUUAAACGGCUCAUCCCAGUCAGCACAAGAUCUAAAGUCUACCCCCUUCCCUUACCCUUACAUCCUUCUUCAUACCACACACUGAAGUUGUAAGCAAUUAAUAAUUUUUAGUCAUGAGUCGUGCUAUGAAGUGUUCACCAACCACUAUGAAAUGAAUUGUAAUUUUAUCUUUUGGGAUGUAGCUGAAUCAUAUUGGUUCCAUGUAGCUUGGGAGAUAAGGGGACGUAACGCUAAAGCAAUAUGGUCUAAAGUACAGUCACUUAUAUGUGUAAGUUACUUUUUAAAAAAUCACAGGUUUUCUUGUUAAGAGGAGUGAUGAGAGUUGUGCUUGAUGUUUAUAUUAGCUUCGGAAGUUAAUAGGUUCUAGUUAAUAGGUCUAGUCACUGAAACUUGUGCUUUCAGCAAUGAGUCUAAUUGGGCUUUUAACAUUAGCAAAUGCUUCAUUCUAAAGUCACUGAUUCGCUAUUAUCUAUUUAUAAAAUAUCUAUUACUUGCUUGGACCUUUUCAGGUAAUCUUAAAGUAAAGGAGAUGUUGGGGGGGGGGGGGGUGUAAUAACCUUUUUAUAGUCACUCCAAACCCUGCAUAGCGUCUAUGCGAGGACGUGUACAAGAUGUUUUAUUUAUUGUUUUAGUCCCAUGUCAGGGUUUUUCUGUAGAUCAGUCACUGAACAGAGGCACAAAAGGAAAUAAUUUAUUCAUCACUACAGUGCACCAUACAGUUAAGUUAAUAUAAUUAACUUCUAAGGAACACACCCACUGCGGAUAUGAAGAAGAAUGUCAUUUUGUUCCACAUCGUGUUUGUUUUCACCUGUCUUUUGUAUAUUUAUUAACUUUAUAUUAUGUUGUGAGAACUUGGCUACUUGACCUGUAAGUCUUGCAUAAAAGUAAGUAAGGAAAAAAAGAUAUAUUUAAUUGUUCACAAAUGAUCAUUUCCUUUUUUGGAGUUUUUAUAUGUAAUGGGAAUACAACUAGCAAACAUGUACUUGUUGCUGAAACUAAAGCAUUUGAUUGUAAUUUGGUUUAAUUAUCUUUUCAGAAAGCCCAUUGCAUCGUUACCAGAAACCUAAAUAGAAAGCCUUAUUCCAUCUAUUCCAUAGAUUUAUCUGUCUCAAGAACAUACAUUUUACUACCUGCCAUCAUUACAAAACAUGUUUAGUGUUAUACAUGGUGAAUGUGACUGCUUUUGGUUGGUAUUGGCUGUGUAAAGUUUCCUCAUUCCCCAAAACUUUUACUCUUGACUGACUGACCUGGUCAACUAAUUAUGCCAAUAUUGUGUAUGUUAAAGUAAUCAGCAUUGACUAAUAAGCCUGCAAGCAUAAACAAUUAAUAAAAGUGCUUGUGCUCCUUAAUUUUUCUAACUGCCAAUAGUGCCUUCAAUACCCAAUGAAUGCCACAGAGAAAGCUAUAGCAUUUUAACUAAAGACCUUAAGAAUAAAUGGUUGGUAAUCAGUGAUUAGUGGAGGAAUCUUUCAUAACAGCAAUCAGUAAAACCAACUUCACAAUUAUAUGUAUGAUGGACAGAUGUCCACGUCGGCCAUAACAUUAAAACCACCAACAGGUGAAGUGAAUAACAUUAAUUAUCUUGCUGCAGUGGCACCUGUCAAAGGGUGCAAUACCGUAAGCAGCAAGUGAGUUCUUAUAGCUUAUGUCUUGGAAGUAGGAAAAAUGGGUGAGCGUAAGGAUCAACAGGUCUUUUAUAAGUGCCAAAUUGUGAUGGCUAGAUGACUGCCAGAAGUGACCCAAGGAAAGACAACCGGUGAACUGGUGACAGGGUGAUGCAUGCCUACAGCUCACUGAUCUGUCUGUGGAGCAAAUGGCUGCUAAAUGUUUCAUUACACUGUCGCCAAAAUCAUGUUCCUUUUUUUAUUAUUAUUGUUUUAAUUGUAUAUUCUAUUUCCAUGUGAGGUGGUAAAAUGUUGCCAUUCUUCUAUAAUCCAACAGGUGGUGCACUCUAUCUAAUCUAUUCCCAUAUUGCAUAUUGUGUGGUCGGAGCAAAUUAUUGGCUUAGUUUCUUUAGAAUUGAAACAAAG